Ectocarpus siliculosus is the source of this 1095-nucleotide messenger RNA. The record is from the annotation of a GenBank genome assembly. NCBI's taxonomy places the organism in Eukaryota, Phaeophyceae, Ectocarpales, Ectocarpaceae.
AUGGAGGUGAAGGCUCAACAGCGCAAGAACCGUUGCAGCAGCGACGAUGUCUGGAGCGUGUGGUCUGCGGCAAAGUCUGGAGAAGACAAGAGACUGUCCUACAUGCUUUCCUUGCCCCGUGCGAACGUUGACGCACGGGACCCGGAUUCGGGCUGGACCGCUCUGCACUUCGCCUCGAGGCAAGGGAAGCUCGCCACGGUCAGGGUUUUGAUAGAGAACCAGGCGUUUGUAGGGGCGAGGGCGCCCGGCGGGAGGACUCCGCUUCACCUUGCUGCCGGGUGGGGAACGUACGAGGUGUGCUUCGCUCUCCUUCAGGCGGGAGCCGACAAGACGGCAAGAGACAGCAAAGGAGAAACCGCGCAACAUCUCGCAGAAUAUCGACAAAGAGGCAAGGUCGUCACUCUCCUGGACGGUUGGAGGCCGCUGGGUUUGACGGCCACUCAGACGCAAAAGAUCAAGGAGUCUAGGGGAGAAGGGCCCUUGAGACCAUGGGAGACGGAAACCGAUCCCGAGACAAGGUCACAGCUGCAAACGCUUGACAUGAAGAGAGGCACGUUCGGAGAGAGGCACGCAGGCACCCACACAACUCUCGGCAGGCUUGGUGGCCUGUGUCGAGCGGCGGGGAGACUGGAGGAUGCCAAGGGCCACUUGCAGAGUCUAGUUGAGCUUCUGAAAAGCGAGCCGGCUGCAGGCGGAGGAAGCUGUGAACCACCACCAUCUCGGCACGAGCCUGGAGCUUUGGCCGUGGCGCUCGGAAACCUCGGGGUAGUGUGCCGUGAACUAGGAGAAGCCGAAGAGGCUUCGGGGCUCUUGGAGGCGUCUCUGAACGCCGCCUCGCCGUCAACUACGAAUGCCUCUGCUAGGGGCCCACAUCGGAAGCACUUAGUGGAUGCCGCGACUCGCAACCUUGGCCUUCACUAUUUAUCGGAGGGUAGGGUGGAAGAGGCCCGUCCGCUGUUGCGCGCAUGCCUCGAGAGCUAUGAGGAAAUCCUCCAGUCUGACAUGCCAGGGGGGCACGAGAGCUUGGACCUUAUAACCCCAUUAACGGUGCUGUCGUACGCCGACAUGCUAGCAGGUGGGAGUAAGCACACAUGA